AUGUUGAGCUCUCAACUACGAAGAUCCGUUCCAGUUUACCAGAAGCUUCUUAUAUCCUCUACAGUUCCAACCCUCUUUCUCACAGCCACGAGAGCCACAGCUUUGUCUGCUCGGUCACGGGAAAACGGCGGUCCAUGGCAUGCACCAGUGACUUCAACCUGGAAACAGGAUCGCUGCUACGCGAUAUCCCGACAGGAGCCAAGGCAAGUACGGCAUAUAAUGGACGUUUUGUCGGUCUAUGCCUCCGGUCGGCGGCUUCGAACUAAAAUCAACCAGUUGGAAGGUGAUGCCAAAGUCCAUUUGGACGUAACUGCAAAGACAGAUAUGGCACUCAUCCCCGCCUAUGCGACCUUGCUCGACUUAACGAUGAAGAUGGUGGCGGAUGCAAACCCUCCUGAAUUAUGGAACCAAAGUCAAAAUGGGGAGACCUUUCGCCAACAAUUUCCUGAAUCUCUCCGUAGCACAGUAAAGUGGAUGCAAAACAAUUCCAGAGCACUCAAACCUCCUUCAUCUAGCGUGACAGAUCUGGCACAAUUAAGCGUCAAGCUCUUUGAGAAAGCCCGGGACUCGUGUCUAGAAAUGCAAGACCAUCUGGCUAGAAUCCAAGAGCAGAUUAUGGGAAUGCAACACGAGAUUAGCGUUUUCAACAUCGAGCUACAACUGGCCGACAAAUUACAUCCCCAACAGAAAAAGAUGUUCCAGCACGCACGCGACAACGCCAAAAGUCGCCAAGCAUACGCACAAGACAUAUGGCCCCGAGAAGACCUCCGCGACGCAAAAAACGACGCCAAACAGGCCCAAGCAUUGCUAAACCUCCUCAACAAAUUUGUGCAGCCAGCCUUCGACAAAGGCGAGCUCAAGAGCCUCGGAGACGAAGUGAGCAUACUAUUCGACCGCACCAUCACCCAAAAAGAUAUCCUAGAGCGCAUCUUAACAGGUCACGUGCGCGAGAUGGCUAAUAUGGCACAUACAUGGUUCCGCCCUGUCUUUCACCAUCGCUUCACGGAGAAAAUACUGGAGAUUUUGGCGCUGGCGCCGCUGUCGGCGGAAACGCUUCCGUAUGUGCGGGGGGUACUUGCUCUGCUCUCGUGGCCGGGUACGCAGCUGCUGACGCCGGAUACGGAUAGUUUGGCGAGGUGGAGGAGAAGACCACAGGUGCAGCAGUCGAGUUUGAAGGGGCGUUUGGGGGAAAUUGUGGAGAGGGCUGAGGGGGAGAGGAAGAAAUUUCCUGCGGGGAAGGAGGAGGAGGCGGGGGCUUUUGGGAGGUUUUCGAGGUGA
Molecule: messenger RNA, 1278 nt
Organism: Sclerotinia borealis F-4128
Lineage: Eukaryota; Fungi; Ascomycota; Leotiomycetes; Helotiales; Sclerotiniaceae
Source: the annotation of a GenBank genome assembly